CAUGCUAGGCCCAAUAUAAACAGCAACACUGAUUUUUACUGCAUUUUAUUUUAUUUUUUAUUUUAUUUUUUUUUUCCUUUUUCGACGUGUUUAAGAUAAAACUUAAGCUAUUCCAACACUGCGUUGAGGUGGUACAUAAGUAUAUAUAAUUUUUUUUUUUUUUUUUUUUUUGCCUUUUCUUCUCUCUCGCUUAGCUAAGCUAUGUUAAUACAAAAUAGCAUCUCCCUUCGUUAUGCCAUGAUAUAUAAUUAAACAUCUGCCAGGAAUUCGAAAUCGGCAUUUUUUUUCUUUUGCAAAAGUUUGUUUUUUUUUUAACUGUUUAAGUGAACAGAAAUCACUUUUCUCAUCUUCAGCCCCCUGUGGAAAACCAUGUAUAAAAAGGUAUACGUAAUCGACUGCAAGGGACACCUGCUGGGAAGAUUGGCCUCGAUAAUCGCGAAGGAGCUUCUGAACGGCCAGAGAGUAGUCGCCGUGAGGUGCGAAGAUAUCAAUAUAUCAGGUAGCUUAUACAGAAACAGACUAAAGUACCAAGAAUUUCUAAGACUUCGAACGAACACGAACCCUAAGAAAGGACCUCUACAUUUGAGAGAACCAUCCAAAAUUUUAUGGAGAUGUGUCAGGGGAAUGCUACCACACAAAACAUACAAGGGAAAAAUUGCCCUUAAAAAAUUGAAGGUAUUUGUAGGCAUGCCAUAUCCAUAUGAUAAAAAGAAAAAGUACGUGUUACCAAGUGCCUUGAGAGCAUUCAGGUUGAAAAAGCAUAGGAGAUAUUGUCGACUUGGAACGUUAAGUUCGCGAGUGGGCUGGAACUAUGAUGAGUUGGUCAAGAAAAAUGAAAUAUCAAGAAAAAAGCUGAGUAAGUUAUAUUACAAAAAGAAGGUGAAUGUACUGAAUGAGAAGAAGCAGUUAAAGACGGAGGCUCUGAAUAUGAUAAAUCCGGAGGAGCGCAAGGUGUUGGAGAAUUUUGGCUACGCAUAG
Molecule: messenger RNA, 978 nt
Organism: Plasmodium cynomolgi strain B
Lineage: Eukaryota; Apicomplexa; Aconoidasida; Haemosporida; Plasmodiidae
Product: 60S ribosomal protein L13a
Exons: 2
Coding region: 370-978 (202 amino acids)
Biological process (GO): negative regulation of translation; translation
Cellular component (GO): ribosome; cytosolic large ribosomal subunit
Molecular function (GO): structural constituent of ribosome; mRNA binding
Source: RefSeq, a predicted model, not a curated record